AUGAAGAAUUUUUCAGUUCCUGUGCAAGCUAAUGAAUAUCAGACUGAAAAUCUUUUUCCUCAGCUUGUCUUGAAUUUGACAAAUAAGUCAGAUCCAGUUGGAAGACCAGAAAGAGAUGAGCAAUUAGCUCAGCUAGAGAUUGCUGUGUUGGGAGUAAUAUUUAUGACAGCAUCUGUGGGCAAUUUUAUUCUCAUACUGGUAUUGUGGAAGAGGAGAAAGAAGUUGUCUAGGAUGUAUGUAUUCAUGCUUCACCUGAGCAUAGCGGACUUAGUGGUAGCAUUUUUUCAAGUCCUUCCCCAACUAAUAUGGGAUAUUACAGACGUUUUCAUAGGGCCAGAUGCAUUGUGCAGAACUAUCAAAUAUUUGCAGUUGUUGGGCAUGUUUGCCUCUACAUAUAUGAUAGUGGUCAUGACAGUGGACAGAUAUCAAGCAGUAUGCUAUCCCUUGGUCACUUUCCAAAAGAAAAGGGCUCUUUGGAAUGCUGCCAUUUGCACCAGCUGGUCUAUAUCACUGAUUUUUAGUCUUCCACAAGUAUUUAUCUUUUCUAAGACUGAAAUAUCUCCAGAUAUUUUUGAAUGCUGGGGUGAGUUCAUCCAACCUUGGGGCUUAAAGGUAUAUGUGACUUGGAUUUUUGUAGCUAUUUUCUUCAUUCCCACAGUUAUCCUUACUAUUUGCCAAGUUAAGAUCUGCAAAUUAAUACAAAUGAACAUACAGGUGAAAAAAAGGAAUGAAUUUGAAGCAAUAAAUCAGAAGCAAGUCCUGCCAUGCCAAGCAAGCAGUAUUAACUGUAUUUCAAAGGCUAUGAUCAAGACUGUAAAAAUGACAGUGGUGACAGUUAUUGCAUAUGUCCUGUGUUGGACACCUUUCUUCAUUGUACAGUUGUGGUCUGUAUGGUACCCCAGUGGUGUUACUGAAGGUGCAGCAUUUACCAUCAUCAUGCUCCUGGGUAAUUUGAAUAGUUGUGCCAAUCCAUGGAUUUACAUGUAUUUUUGUGGCCACAUUCCAUAUUGUGCCAAAAAGAAGUCAAAAAACAUCUCAGCUCAUGAAAAAUCUGGGAUCACAGGAAGCAUUAAUUUGGUAGACAGGGAACCAGAAGAAAACCUAACUUGUUUAUAAAUGUAAACUUCUUUUUGUUGCUUUGAUACAUUAAUUACAUUCACAUUUUUUGGGAAUAUUUUAUCCCUAUCCUUUGUUAUCUAAGGAGUGGAGUGAGUUGAAAAAUUGUCCUUCAUGGUAUAAAUAUAUUUUUCUUAAAUAUUGUAGCAUA
Dermochelys coriacea (leatherback sea turtle) is the source of this 1267-nucleotide messenger RNA. Its product is annotated as arg8-vasotocin receptor-like. NCBI's taxonomy places the organism in Eukaryota, Metazoa, Chordata, Testudines, Dermochelyidae. Gene Ontology annotation, biological process: positive regulation of vasoconstriction; regulation of systemic arterial blood pressure by vasopressin; G protein-coupled receptor signaling pathway. Bases 1 to 1116 code for a protein of 371 amino acids. Gene Ontology annotation, cellular component: membrane. The transcript has 2 exons. The record is from RefSeq and is a predicted model, not a curated record. Gene Ontology annotation, molecular function: vasopressin receptor activity; peptide binding.